AUGUCUGGCGAGGUAGACUAUGGAUUUGGCGACCUCAUGGAUGAUCCAGAGGAUUAUUGCCCACCUACGCCCCCUCCUACAUCUCAGAUCUUCACCAUGCAAAGCGGCAAGCCAAUAACGCUUCAUCUUGUUGGCGCCAGCCCUACCGAAGCCCACCAUCUCUGGAACGGUGCCAAGAUGAUCUCCGACUUCUUCGAGGAGGAUCCUUCUCGAGUACGUGAGAAGACGGUCCUGGAACUCGGUGCUGCGGCCGGUCUGCCCAGUCUUGUGGCUGCUAUUCUUGGUGCGCGCAAGGUCGUGGUUACAGAUUACCCCGACCCAGAUAUCGUCAGAAUCAUGCAGAAGAACAUCGACGAAUGUGACGAAACAGUUGAGCCUCGUGGUCGAAUCGCCAAUACUGUCGAUGCUGUGGGCUUCGUCUGGGGCGCUGACCCUAUCCCGCUGCUUACUCGCCUGAGCCCAACUGAUGACUCUCACAAGGACCGCUUUGAUGUUCUCAUCCUGGCAGAUCUUCUCUUCCGACACAGUGAGCACGGAAACAUGGUCAAAAGUAUCAAGGAGACCCUCAAGGUUUCCCGUGAGAGCGUGGCCUAUGUCUUCUUCACAUCAUACCGACCGUGGAAGAAGGAGCUUGAUGAGGGUUUCUUUGAUAUUGCGCGCGAUCAGGGCUUCGAGGUGGAACAGAUUGCUGAGCGAAGACUCGACAAGCCACUGUUUGAGAAUGACCCUGGUGACUUGGAUGUGCAGAAGACUGUCAAGGGAUAUGCUUAUCUCCAAGAUCUCAAGAGGGAUGGGUUUGUGGUCAUAAAGUCAAUCGUGAGCAAGGAUAAGCUCGAUGCUCUCCGCGAGGUUAGCUCAAAGGCUACUCAGCUGGCUCGUGAAGGGCAAUGGCCUUACGUACGGACUGUAGGGAAACAAUUCCCACCAUGGGAUGCCAGCCAAGCACGUGAGCAUGGAAUAUGGGGUGUCCAGCAUCUCAUGAACCCCGAUCUCCCAGGUCAUGAGCUAUUCACAGCGUUGUACUUCUCUGAAGCCAUCCUCGGCAUUGUGAAGCAGCUGCUGCAAUGCCAAGACGAGCAUCUCGUGAUGGAACUGUUCAACAUGCUUGUCAGGCCAGAAAGGGAUUUUGAGUUAAGGUGGCAUCGUGAUGAUAUCCCCGCUGAGGCUAGCGAGGACGAGGAGAUGGAGCGUCUUGGCAAGCAUGCCUACCAUGCUCAGUAUAACUUCGCUCUAUGGGAAGAUGAUUCUCUCAUCGUGGUGCCUGGCUCGCACAAGCGCGCUAGGACCUCGACUGAGCGAAACGCAGAUCCCUUUGCUAAGUCCCUGCCAGACCAGCUCAUCGUCAAGCUGCAGCCCGGUGAUAUUGUCUUUUAUAACAAUAAUAUUCUGCACCGCGGGGCUUACAGCGGCAGCAAGGAGCGAAUGACACUACACGGCUCUGUUGGCCAUGUACAGGGAAGCACUCUUCGAGCGAGGAACGUUCUACAGCAUGGAAUUGGUAGCUGGGUUGACAAAUGUGCUUUCGACUCGCUCCCGGAGGAAGACAGGCGAAGGGCCGACGGCAUGAGACAGCAUCUAAUCCAGCUUGGCGGUGAGAGCGGUCAAGUUGGUUACUCACUUCAAGGCUGA
Molecule: messenger RNA, 1629 nt
Organism: Fusarium redolens
Lineage: Eukaryota; Fungi; Ascomycota; Sordariomycetes; Hypocreales; Nectriaceae
Product: putative nicotinamide N-methyltransferase
Exons: 3
Coding region: 1-1629 (542 amino acids)
Source: RefSeq, a predicted model, not a curated record